GUCCUGACUUAAUGAGCCCCUUUCUGCUGACAUUUCAUUCGUUCCUCCAUUAGUCCUCUCGUUUACACGUAGUCACACAGUAGCUCCGAACAUAAACACCUUCUAUUACAAUCAAACUAAUUGAACAGAUUGUUGAUCGAUAUUUGAGGUAUUGCGAGAUGGGUUCUGUGGAGGAGGAGAUGAAGGAAGAUUCUAAAGCUGUUGAAGAUAGCAACCUUGAAAUGGGUUCAGAAAAGAAGGAGAACAGAGCAGAAAUGCAGAAGAAAGGAAACAAGGAUAAAAGGAAGAAGAAGUUGAAACAGAGGCGAAAUUUUAUUCUGCGAAGAUUCAGUUGUAUCAGAAUGGACGAUGAAUAUCCGACGGUUGAUGAACCGACUGGCGAGGGAAGUUUUAAUAUGCAGGCUGUUACGGAUCGUACACCGACUCACUUAAUUGUUAUGGUUAACGGUAUUAUUGGAAGUGCACAGAAUUGGAGGUAUGUUGCAAAACAGUUUGUGAAGGCAUAUCCCAAGGAUGUUCUAGUGCAUUGCAGUGAGUCUAACUCAGCAAUGCUGACAUUUGAUGGGGUUGAUGUAAUGGGAAAGAGGCUGGCUGAUGAGGUGUUAUCUGUUGUUCAAAAGCAUCCAAACCUUCAGAAGAUAUCAUUUCUAGGUCAUUCGCUUGGUGGCCUGGUAACAAGGUAUGCUAUAGCUGUGCUUUAUGGAAAAGAUUUUACCAGAAAAUCCCACGAAGAAAAUGGAGAUUGUAAGCUUGACGAAUCCAAAGAAUCAUUAUCUGAAGACAAAUAUAAAGGCAAAAUUGCUGGACUGGACCCUGUGAAUUUUAUAACCUCUGCAACUCCUCACCUUGGUUCAAGGGGCCAUAAACAGGUCCCUUUGUUCUGUGGAUUGUACACCUUGGAGAAAGUAGCAUCACAUACAGCAUGGAUACUUGGAAGAACCGGAAAACAUUUAUUUCUGACUGACGGUCAUGAUGGGAAACCUCCACUUCUGUUUCAAAUGGUCAAUGAUUCUGAAGAUCUUCAAUUUAUAUCCGCAUUGCAAUCAUUUAAGCGACGCGUGGCCUAUGCAAAUGUACGACAUGACCAUCUUGUUGGGUGGAGUACAUCAUCUUUGCGACGCCGGAAUGAGCUUCCAAAGCGGCGCAAUCUGUUAAAAAAUGAUAAGUACCCACAUAUCGUGAACAUAGAGACUGCAAAAACAGCCAUUUCACAAGAAGAGACGGAUGUUCGAGUCGAGGGAUUUAGGAUUGCGGACAUGGAAGAGGUCAUGCUGAGAAGUUUAACAAAAUUGAGCUGGGAACGUGUUGACGUCAGUUUCAAAGGAAGUAAACAGAGAUAUUUUGCUCACAACACCAUUCAGGCAUGUAUUCAACCCCUAGCUCCACAACGAGUCAAUAAUGCCUUUGCUCGCUGCAGGAACUUCCAAAUCAUGUGUUUUUUGCUUGCUUAGGUCUUUUAUUCUGUCAUUUUUGUCUCAUUUACGUUAGACGCGUGAAAGUUACCAAUUUGAGUUUCUCCAUUGAACAGCCAAAUAAAUGAACAUCCAAGCACUAGAAUUCCAGUUUACACAAAUCUCUUCCAUUGCUCUGAGUCCGUAGUUAGAUGCUUACUGCCUUACUGAUAACACUUGACAAUGGCAUCAUCUAUCUUCUUGUUUAUGAUGUUAGAGGUGUUAACCAUCUAGGAUGACGCUGAAUGCUGCUACGGUGCAAUCAACUAAUAUAAUUAUUUUCUGCCACUGCUGCAAGUUCUGUGGUUCAAGAAACUAUUCUUGUUUUCCUACUUGUUCGGGUAAUAUAUUGGCGCACCAAUUCUGAUGGUGCCGAUGUUAUACAAGACCUGGUUUACAGUUUCUUUAUGUUGUAGAAUUUGCCGAUUCAAGUACUCUGUCUUACUCUUCAUCUCCAUAUAAUAACUUGAAAGACUUACGGUUACCUUU
Molecule: messenger RNA, 1940 nt
Organism: Coffea arabica (coffee)
Lineage: Eukaryota; Viridiplantae; Streptophyta; Magnoliopsida; Gentianales; Rubiaceae
Source: RefSeq, a predicted model, not a curated record